Molecule: messenger RNA, 1471 nt
Organism: Aethina tumida (small hive beetle)
Lineage: Eukaryota; Metazoa; Arthropoda; Insecta; Coleoptera; Nitidulidae
Gene: nclb
Product: periodic tryptophan protein 1 homolog
Exons: 7
Coding region: 60-1436 (458 amino acids)
Biological process (GO): rRNA processing
Cellular component (GO): nucleus
Molecular function (GO): protein binding
Source: RefSeq, a predicted model, not a curated record
GACAUUUCUUUAACCUCGUUCAUUUGACAACAUAACACGUGUUUUUACGUGUUUUCGGCAUGGAAGAAUCAGAAAAUAUAAACUUUGUGCCUUGCGUACGUUGGGUACGAAAAGGCGUUGCAAACACUAAUCCUUCAAAGGUGCAACUCUCCAAAGUUGAACUAUUACAAAUAAUAAAGGACACGAAAAGUAAACUAAAUGUUAAUUCUAAUGCAGAAAAUGGGGAUGACGAUGAAGAUGCACCAAUGGAAGGGGAAACUUCUGGACAAGAUGAAUUCAAUUUGGAAAACUAUGAUGAAGAUGAUGAAAACACAGCAAAUGCAUUGGGAAUUCAAUCACUCGCAGAAUUGCCAGAAAAUGAUCAGACUGACAACUUCUCAGAAUCAGAUGAUUCAGAUAAAGAAGAUGAUUAUAUAAAGAAAACGGACAAUUUAAUCUUAGUAGGUCAUGUUGAAGGUGCUGCAAGUAUUUUGGAAGUUUAUGUAUACAAUGAAGAAGAAGAAUCUUUAUAUGUUCAUCAUGAUAUACUCUUACCCUCCAUUCCCUUAUGUCUGGAAUGGCUUGAUUAUGAACCAGGUUCACCCAAAGGCAACUAUUGUGCUGUUGGUUCCAUGUCCCCAAUUAUAGAAGUCUGGGAUUUAGAUGUAAUGAAUUCUAUUGAAGCUGCUUUUAAACUUGGCAGUGCAGGAAGCCGUAAAAAGAACAAGCCACAAGUAGGGCACACAGAUGCAGUUCUGGCUCUUGCAUGGAACAGAUCAUUUGAUCACAUAAUGGCUAGUGGUUCAGUUGAUAAUACUGUUUUACUCUGGGAUAUGGAACAUCAAGUACCAAGCACUAAGAUUACUAAUUUUACUGAUAAAGUACAGUGCUUGGAAUGGCAUAAACUUGAAGCACAGACUCUGUUAGCUGGUGGUUGUGACUGCACAGCUAAAGUAUUUGAUUGCAGAAAUCCAGAACCACAUCAGUCCUGGGCACUGGAUGGUGAAGCUGAAAGAUUGAUUUGGAAUCCACUUCAGCCAUUCAUGUUUGUGGCAGGUACAAGUAAAGGUGUUAUUCAAGGUUUUGACUGCAGGAAAGGUUUAUUGUGGUCAGUUGAAGCACACAGUAAGGAAGUGACAGGAUUAACUAUCAGUGGACAGUGUCCAGGAUUAAUGGUCACUGCUUCACCUGAUGAGACUUUAAAAACUUGGGACAUUACUGAAGAAAAUGCGCCUAAACUAGUACAUGAGAAGGAAUUUAAUAUUGGAAAUGUGCACUGCUUAGAUUUAUGCCCAGAUUCACCAUUUGUAAUCACUGCUGGUGGUGAUAAAAAAUCAAAUAACUUUUUAGUAUAUGAUAUUCAGAAUCUUGAUGUUGUGAGACAUCAUUUUGAAUCAAGACAACUAAUACAGCUAGUUGCAGAAAAUACAACAGAAGAAACUACUAAUAAUACAUAAAUUGUAAUGAUAAAAAUAAAGUUUUUAUAAAAUUA